Molecule: messenger RNA, 1975 nt
Organism: Solea senegalensis (Senegalese sole)
Lineage: Eukaryota; Metazoa; Chordata; Actinopteri; Pleuronectiformes; Soleidae
Product: BTB/POZ domain-containing protein 6-B-like
Exons: 6
Coding region: 354-1790 (478 amino acids)
Biological process (GO): neurogenesis
Cellular component (GO): cytosol
Molecular function (GO): protein binding
Source: RefSeq, a predicted model, not a curated record
UUCAUCCUCUGAACGAGACGCAGCGCUGUCAUCGACACGUCAUGAGUCUUUGUGCCAAAGUCCAACAUCUCAACCUGUUGCAAACCUGAACGACGUCAUAACCAGCGCGACAGUUUCCCGCGCUCUGUCGCCACCUGGCGGAGCAGGAGCAGGAGGAUGAGCAGGAUCUAAGAUGGCGGACGGAGAAACAGCGGCUGCAGCUGCUUUUCACUCGCGACACACGACAGCGGCGGAUUAAUACGUCAUUAUCGAUCACCGCUGAUUAUCGAUCACAUCAGAGGCGCUCGUGCCCGCUGACUGCUCUGGAAGUCCUCGUUAUGCUGCGCAUGUGACGUCACUGGUUGCUAUUGAAGAUGGCAGCUGAACUGUUGUCCACCAGCCUCCCUCACAGUGACGAGGUGGAGGUGAAGAAAAGUUUCAUUCAGCAGAACCAACCGGAGCCGGAGUCUGAGAACCCGUGUGAGCGAGACACCGAGCAGCUCCACGCCAUCAACGCCACUGAUGACGGAGACAGGUGGCAGGCGGCCCCGCCCACCCUCCGAGAGAGGAACGCUUUGAUGUUCAACAACAACCACAUGGCCGACGUUCACUUCCUUGUUGGUCCUCCAGGAGGAGCUCAGAGAGUCCCAGCUCAUAAGUACGUCCUGGCAGUGGGCAGCUCAGUGUUUGGAGCCAUGUUUUAUGGAGAUCUGGCCGAGGGACAAUCCGACAUCCAGAUACCCGACGUGGAACCAACGGCUUUCCUCAUCCUGUUAAAGUACAUGUACAGUGAUGAGAUCGAGCUGGAGGCCGACACGGUGCUCACGACACUCUACGCUGCCAAGAAGUACAUCGUUCCUGCUCUGGCGAAGGCGUGCGUGACCUUUCUCGAGACCAGCCUGGAGGCAAAGAACGCCUGCGUCCUGCUGUCUCAGAGCCGGCUGUUUGAGGAGCCGGAGCUGACGCAGCGCUGCUGGGAGGUGAUCGACGCCCAAGCGGAGCUCGCUCUGCAUUCAGACGGUUUCUGCGAGAUUGACCAGCCGACCCUGGAGAUUGUCCUUCAGAGAGAAACGCUCAACGUACGAGAGGUUGUCGUUUUCCAGGCGGUGCUGAGCUGGGCGGCUGCUGAGUGUCACCGGCAGGGUCUGCCGGUGACCCCAGAGAACCAGCGCGCGGUGCUGGGUAAGGCUUUGUACCUGGUCCGGAUCCCGACCAUGACCCUGCAGGAGUUUGCAGACGGAGCGGCGCAGUCGGACGUUCUAACGCUGAAGGAGACUCGUGAUAUUUUCCUGUGGUACACCGCAACCAAAAAACCAAGACUGGAUUUUCCUCUGGUAAAGCGGAUGGGUUUGGCUCCACAGAGGUGCCACCGCUUUCAGUCCUCAGCCUACCGCAGUAACCAGUGGCGCUACAGGGGGCGCUGUGACAGCAUCCAGUUUGCAGUGGACAGGAGGAUCUUCAUUGCUGGACUCGGUCUGUACGGGUCGAGCAGUGGGAAAGCAGAGUACAGUGUGAAGAUUGAACUGAAGAGGCAGGGAACCACUCUGGCCCAGAACGUCACUAAGUUCCUGUCCGACGGGUCGAGUGGAACUUUCCCCGUGUGGUUCGAACACCCGGUCCAGGUGGAACAGGACACCUUCUACACUGUCAGCGCCGUCCUGGAUGGAAACGAGCUGAGUUACUUUGGACAGGAGGGGAUGACUGAGGUGCAGUGUGGGAAAGUGACCUUCCAGUUCCAGUGUUCCUCGGACAGUACCAACGGGACCGGUGUGCAGGGGGGACAGAUCCCAGAACUUGUAUUCUACUGCUGAACGGACUGAAACUUGAUCUGUAAACACACUCAUGAACUGUUGUUCUGAGCUGGAAGCUGAUUGACUCAAGGGAAACCCCGAAAAUAAAGUGUGUUGUUUGUUUGUACUUUGUGCAGCUGCCUUUUAUGUCCCUGUUGGACAGGGACACGAUGGACACAUUAAACUGUGAUGAACAUCAAAAGUUA